Messenger RNA from Frankliniella occidentalis (western flower thrips), 508 nucleotides. RefSeq names its product sex peptide receptor-like. Gene Ontology annotation, molecular function: G protein-coupled peptide receptor activity. The transcript has a single exon. Lineage: Eukaryota; Metazoa; Arthropoda; Insecta; Thysanoptera; Thripidae. The record is from RefSeq and is a predicted model, not a curated record. The annotation marks the transcript as partial.
UGUUGGUGCAGGUACGGCUUCAUCACGCCCAUCUUCCUGGUGAUCACCAUCGUGGCCAACACGCUGAUCGUGGUGGUGCUGUCCAAGCGUCACAUGCGCACCUCCACCAACGCCGUGCUCAUGGCCAUGGCGCUGUCCGACAUGUUCACGCUGCUCUUCCCCGCCCCCUGGCUCUUCUACAUGUACACGUUCGGCAACCACUACAAGCCUCUGUCCCCCGUCAGCGCCUGCUUCGCGUGGACCGCCAUGAGCGAGGUGGGUGUGCCCGCGCGGUGGAGGCGGUUGCCAUGGAUCCCCCCAUGACCUGAAACAACACCACGGGCCUGAAGGAGUCGUUCAAAUAGCACACUGUAAAAAUUUGUUGUUAAAAAACAGCUCAGUUGUUGACCAACAGCUCAGUUGUUGACCAACAGCUCAGUUGUUCGAGAACAACAGAAGUUGUUGAAAAACAACUACGUUUGUUGUCAACACUGUUAUUCAACGAAUGUGACGUCACAUUCGUUUCAAU